Molecule: messenger RNA, 870 nt
Organism: Penicillium hordei
Lineage: Eukaryota; Fungi; Ascomycota; Eurotiomycetes; Eurotiales; Aspergillaceae
Product: RTA1 domain-containing protein
Exons: 3
Coding region: 1-870 (289 amino acids)
Cellular component (GO): membrane
Source: RefSeq, a predicted model, not a curated record
AUGUCUUCCCACGCCGGCUGGAUCGCCUAUGAAUACUACCCUUCAAUGGGUGCUGCAAUAGUAUUCAUUGUCUUAUUUGCAAUUGUCACUUUAAUGCACACAUUCCAUCUGUUCCGCACGAGAACAUGGUUCUUCAUCCCGCUUUUGAUUGGCGGAUAUUUCGAGCUAGUUGGAUAUAUCGGCCGCGCCAUGUCAUCGAAACAAUCACCUGAUUGGACCACCGGACCCUAUAUUAUGCAAAGCACAUUGCUGCUCAUUGCGCCGGCACUGUUCGCUGCCAGUAUUUACAUGGAAUUGGGUCGGAUUAUCAUUAUGGUCAAGGGAGAGCAGUUUGCCCUGAUUCGGGUUAACUGGAUGACCAAGAUCUUCGUCGCGGGUGAUGUGUUGAGUUUCUUGAUGCAGGCUUCUGGUGCUGGAAUCAUGGUCACCGGCUCAAGUUCUACCGACCCCUCAUCCUCCACCAGCACCGGCCAGAACGUUAUCAUCGGCGGCCUCAUCGUGCAAAUCGUCUUCUUCGGCUUCUUCCUCCUUACUUCGCUCAUCUUCCAGAAGCGUCUGGGCUCUCACGCCGGAGCUCGCGCGGUGGCGAACCAGUACCCAUGGCGCAAGCAUAUGUGGGCGUUGCAAUCGUCCAGUAUCCUUAUUCUCAUUCGGUCCGUCAUUCGUGUCGUGGAGUAUGUCCAGGGCACACAUGGUUAUCUCAUGGAGCAUGAGGUUUUCAUUUAUGUCUUUGAUGGAUUGUUGAUGUUUGUGAUGAUGGUCAUUCUCGUGGUAAUUCACCCUAGCGAGGUGAAUUAUCUUCUUGGAAGAGGAAAUGUCGUCACCGCUAUGGGUGGAUUGAAGGUUAUGGAGGGCUCGAACGCGGUUUAA